AGGGAAAAAGUUUAUAUCGCUUUUAAUUGUUAGAAUCAAAUUAUAGUUUUGCUAAUGAACGUUACACUGAAUUUUUUUCUAAAUCUAGUUUCUCUAUCACAUACUACAGCUCUUUGACGACACGGUAGUCGGUGAUAUAUCUAAGACAACCGUAUAUGUUGUAAAAAUGUUAUCGCGGAAGAACAAAGACUUGAAAACUAUAAAAGAAGGGGUGGUUGGCAAAUAUGUUAAGAAAGAUACACCUCCUCCUGACAUGCAAAUUAUUAAUGUUUGGACUACAGAACCAAAAAAACGAAUUUCAACUCAAGGUAGAUCGUCAUUGACCUUACAGUCAACAAGUUCUAGUCAACCUGGACAAACCAAUACUAUUCAAAAGUUUGGUAAUCAAAAGACUACUGUUAGUGAAGUAGGACUUGGUGCACAUGAAGGAAAAUAUACACCAAGCGCUUCAGUUCCUGAUUUAGCUACACGUUUUGCCAAUCUUUCCAUGAGUAAUCCAAAUGCCAACAUUUCAUCUGUAGCAUUUAGACCAAGUUUACCCCAGCCUAUUUAUAUGAAUCAACCUAAUACAUCUCACUAUGACAAUACCUCGGAGAAUAAUGCGAAUUAUGUUGAUAUUGAUCAGAUUUAUCCAUUGCCAGUUGAGGAAAUUGGAGAUUCUAGUUAUAACAGAUCCCAGUCCCCAAUAUAUCAAAACACUACAGAUCCCCAAAAUAUAAAUAGCAACCCAAUUUAUAGUAAUACGAAUUUGGAAAGAUAUAGAAGUUCUUAUGAUCAAUACUUAUCACAUCUUCAACGCAAUGAUACUAAUAAUGGGAAUAGUCAAGGACAAACAGAAGAACUUCCUUUACCCCCUGGGUGGUCAGUUGACUAUACUUUGAGAGGAAAAAAGUAUUAUAUAGAUCAUAAUACUAAAACAACACAUUGGUCUCAUCCAUUGGAGAGAGAAGGUUUACCUACGGGAUGGCAGUGCAUACAGUCCCCACAAUGUGGCGUUUACUAUGUGAACCAUAUAACUAGACAGGUUCAAUACGAACAUCCAUGCUUGGUACCAUGUUUGAGCUACCAUCCUGAAAUGAGAUAUGCUCAUCUUCCACAGCACACUAGUUAUCAACCACAUAGUGUUUUAGUUCCUGCAAACAGAUAUCUUUUGGAGGAAGUCCCCCAUUGGCUAGAUGUUUAUUUCAAAGCAAGGCCAGAUUUGGAUCAUAAGCUGAAGUGGGACAUGUUUCGUCUAACUGAGCUAGAAUGUUAUAAUGGAAUGCUCACAAGACUUUUCAUGCAAGAGAUGGAAAAUAUAGUUAUGAAAUAUGAAUGCUACAGAUCUGCUUUAUUAGUGGCUAUGCAAAAAUUUGUUGGAAAUUCUUCUAAUGUAAAUAAACCUUGAAUUGCAAUCUAAAAUAAUAUUUAAAAAAGUGCCUUCACAUUGUUUUCAGUCUUUAUGAGCAGUAAUGAGAAUCCCUAUUAAGAUAUAUAAAUGUAUAUUUAAAUAAAUAUAUUUCGAAUUGAA
Molecule: messenger RNA, 1510 nt
Organism: Harmonia axyridis
Lineage: Eukaryota; Metazoa; Arthropoda; Insecta; Coleoptera; Coccinellidae
Gene: sav
Product: protein salvador homolog 1
Exons: 8
Coding region: 167-1387 (406 amino acids)
Biological process (GO): hippo signaling; regulation of cell population proliferation; apoptotic process
Molecular function (GO): protein binding; molecular adaptor activity
Source: RefSeq, a predicted model, not a curated record